This is a messenger RNA of Electrophorus electricus (electric eel), 2789 nucleotides long. RefSeq names its product fibroblast growth factor 13a (gene fgf13a). Gene Ontology annotation, molecular function: growth factor activity. The record is from RefSeq and is a predicted model, not a curated record. Lineage: Eukaryota; Metazoa; Chordata; Actinopteri; Gymnotiformes; Gymnotidae.
UUUGCGGAGAACUGUGUUCGGACGAAGCCACUGGCAGCGAACACUGUCUGGUGCCACUGGAGUCGCAUCCGUCUCCUUCCUGAAGAAAGGUCCACGUCGGCGCCUCCACCGAGGAACGCCACACUUCUGCACGCGCUGGGAGCAGGAGCCGUAGAGGCUUGCUUGUCUUGGUGAAGAGUUUUUACACUGUACACCGUGCAUCACUGAGCCCUUACCUCAACACCUGGCUCCUUUGUUUUGGAUUUGGCAAGGACCUCAUAGAAAAGACAGUGGGCAACCUCGGAGCCAACGCUUCAAGUCUAAACCGGGAAUUAGACAACCAAUCGGGGAUCUAUGAGCGGAAAAGUGGAUAAGCCUAAAGAAGAAAAGGAUGCUUCCAAGGUCCAGGAUGACACGGCGCCAGGUACCCAGGAGUACAUUAUGUUGCGGCAGGAUUCCAUCCAGUCAGCGGACAUAAGGAGCAAAGGCUCCCCGAUUCGAGCCAAGUGUCACGAAAUCUUCUGCUGCCCGCUGAAGCAAGUCGUCCUGAAAGAGAGCGCGGAGCCCGAAGAGCCCCAGCUGAAGGGGAUCGUGACGAAGCUGUACAGUCGUCAGGGCUUCCAUUUGCAGCUCCAAGCAGACGGAACCAUCGAUGGUACUAAAGAGGAGGACAGCAGUUUCACCAUGUUCAACCUCAUCCCUGUGGGUCUGCGAGUAGUGGCCAUCCAGGGCGUCCAGACCAAACUCUACCUGGCCAUGAACAGUGAAGGCUACCUUUACACAUCGGAACAUUUCACACCCGAGUGCAAGUUCAAGGAGUCGGUGUUUGAAAACUACUACGUGACUUACUCGUCCAUGAUCUACAGACAGCAGCAGUCGGGCAGGGGCUGGUACCUGGGCCUAAACAAGGAGGGCGAGAUCAUGAAAGGCAACCACGUGAAGAAGAACAAGCCUGCCGCUCACUUCCUGCCCAAGCCUCUGAAAGUGACCAUGUACCGGGAGCCCUCUCUUCACGACCUGACCGAGUUCUCACGCUCCGGUAGCGGCACGCCCACCAAGAGCCGGAGCGCCUCGGCCGUCCUCAACGGGGGCAAAGCCGUGAGUCAGCACGAGUCCACGUAGCCCGGCCCGACCCGGCCCCGCCCGCUUACCCUGCGCCUUCGCCGCAACCUCCGGAUGCUCGUGACUUCAAGCAGACUCCUCUCCAAAAAAAAAAGAAAAAAAAAAAAAAAGUUGAAAAUAAAUAAUAAAAACAAGAAAAAAUGACAAACAAGCUCUUGGUGGUUGAAGACACACAACUGACAGCAUAUAGCAACAUGACUAUUUUCCUCUACCUUAGGGUAACAUUUUGUUUCGCGUCAGUUCGCUGUAGUUUUUAGACUUUUACACGUGGCAGCAGCGUCUUGCGUGCAAGCAAGCCAUAAAAAAUUGUAGCCUUGAAUUUGACUGGGCAUUCGGUACAGUCCCUCUCAGGUUGGUGCCAGCACCACACCGAGUCGGCUCUCCUUUAGCGUUUCAUCACUGAGGAUCACUAGCUCGACGCGUCUAGGGCCUGGUCAAUGGGGCGCAUCUGUUAAGACUUCAGAGCAGUGAGUGAGGGUUAGGCUUCCCGGGUGCGGCAGGACGGACACCCCCUCGUCCUCUGCACUUCUCCCGCAAAGCAGCCCUAAAGGUCCCGGACGCCCGCGCUCUGGUGUGCUCGUCCGGAUUGGAGGGGACGGCGCCGCCUCUCGGAUUUAGCAUCAAGAGGUCCGCGGCGCCACCCGGCUUGUUCGCCGUUUUGAAUUACCCAUGAGCCUUUGUGACCUUCGUGUCCCUUGUGGUCCUGCCCCUUUCCACAAUCAGUGUUUUGUUGAGGUUCCCCCAAUGAAUGCAGAUUAAAGCACACCAAAGAAAGUGUAAGAGAGCCCCUUUAAGAAGUCGAACCAUGCCAGCGUUGGCAUGACAGGGAGUGAUGAAUUAUAAUGCUCACAUUUCUUUUGGUCUUCUUUUACUUUUCUUUUCCAAGAAAGGCGGGCUGUGGGGAAAGGGGAGGACUCGGUGUUCUGCGGAUCGUUUUUUGUUGACGUAUGUGGAGCGAGAGAACGUUUUGUAUUUUCCCUGUCUCUCAUGGGUCUUGUCGUUUCUGUCCCCCUUUCCGUCUGUCCGAGUCCACUCUUCCGUCUGUCCGAGUGCUUCUCUUCUGCCCUGUCUGCCCACAUCCACCGUCUCUCCUUCAGCUGAACUUGGUCACCUUUCCCGUGACUGCUAGGAUAGGCUUCCCUCCACUCAACCCCAGAACCCUCUUCAUGUACGAUUAACUUAUUGUGGUGAUGGUUUUCUAUAUAAACAAGAAAAUAUGUGGAAUUUUAGGUGGCUUAACAUUUUAUAGGACGUCUUAUUUGUAAAAGUGAAAAAAAAAAAAUCUUGAAAAAUUAGAAAAAGACAAAAAAAAAAGGAACCUCUUGUACAGGGCAUGUACAAACUCCAGUUGUGUACAAUGAGGACACUUUUUUGGGACUAUUGUAUGUACUCGUUCCUUCUGGAACCAUAAUUACUUCAUAUUUGCUGCAGGGGGCUGUUGGCUGUUUUCUUUUGAAGUGAACAUAUCUGUUGCAUGGGAGACAGCAGGGCUCGGAGGAUUAGAGCUGCAUGAUGUAGGCUAUGUGUAUUAACCCCAUGUCGGAUCAUAUGUGCCAGACUACCAGGAAUAAAGCAGAAAACAGCAUGUACCAAUGGACACUCUGCUUGGUACCUUCCAGUGGUUUCUUAUUUGUUGUAUACACAAAAUGCACUGAAUAAAAUAUUUAUAUUAAGCUCUACUUUUAAAA